Messenger RNA from Malania oleifera, 1280 nucleotides. RefSeq names its product probable ribosome biogenesis protein RLP24. The transcript has 5 exons. Bases 534 to 1040 code for a protein of 168 amino acids. Lineage: Eukaryota; Viridiplantae; Streptophyta; Magnoliopsida; Santalales; Ximeniaceae. Gene Ontology annotation, biological process: ribosomal large subunit biogenesis. Gene Ontology annotation, cellular component: nucleolus. The record is from RefSeq and is a predicted model, not a curated record.
CGAAUUCGUUUACGACCCACUGAAUCCGACCCGUCAACCUAUUUUGCCACACCCCUAUCUACAGACUACAGGGCGCUUUCACGAACGAAAACCCUAAAAAUUAUUUCAAGUUGGAUGCGUCGCUUUCCUUCCUUUGCUCCGGCGCCAGCUCUCUCUCUGUUCUGCCUCAAAAUCGACGACGCUUUCCCAUUCUCAGGCGACAACGUUUUGGGAGAUGCCGCUGCAAUAGGCGAUUGCUUCUCGUUGGCCUCAACAAUCGGACGUUGUUCCAUUUGGGUCCAAUUCCUCCCUUACGUGCAGGCAAGCUCUCCUCUUUUUCUUAGCCGCGUCUCUCUCUCUCUCUCUCAUGCACGCACAAACAGAGUUGCAAGAUAUUCACUGUCGGAAUUUUAGUACUUCUCAAUAUUUCCUCACAGAACUUCUCCAAAUGUUGUAGAAGCAUAAAGACGUGAUUUGACUGUCGGGUAGGUGCAUUGCGGAAUCCAUAGUGACAUACCUUUGGGGGCCUAUUUCUAUUCUAACCUUGCGGUACAAUGAGAUUGGAAAAAUGUUGGUUCUGCUCAUCAACUAUAUACCCUGGACACGGUAUUCAGUUUGUUCGUAACGAUGCUAAGAUUUUCCGUUUUUGUAGAUCCAAAUGCCACAAGAACUUUAAGAUGAAGAGAAACCCACGCAAAGUAAAAUGGACCAAGGCCUACAGGCGGUUGCACGGAAAGGACAUGACACAGGAUUCAACUUUCGAAUUUGAAAGGAAGAGGAAUAGGCCAGAGAGAUAUGACAGAAAUGUUGCAGAGAACACCCUGAAGGCCAUGAAGAAGAUAGUUAAAGUCAGAGCUGAUAGGGAGGCCAGGCACAUCAAAUUGAGGAUGAAAGGAAAGAUGGCCAAGGAGCGCAGGGAGGCAGUGAAGGAGUUGGAGCAGAGUAUCCACAUGGUAAAAGCUCCUCCUGUACUCCAACAAGAUCAAUCUCUCACUUUACCGAAGAUCAAAGUCAAGGUUUCCCAGCUGCAAUCGGAGGGUAUUCGUAUAAUGGAAGAGUGAGUUUUCUCCACAGCAGAGCCGUUGACUCACCAUUUUCUAUUUUUUCAAAACAAAUGUUUUUACUAUUUGCUGUAGUGUAAUCUCCAUGGACAAUAGCUUCCAUCUGUUUUUCCUUUUUGUAUGUCUUGUGACACCAAUGUUUCGGCUUGUGUUGUGUGGACACAUUGAGAAUUGGCGCUAUCAGUAAUGUAGCAGUGGAGAGAAGAUUAAACUUGAUAAUAAAGAGAUUAAUUGCACUAA